Messenger RNA from Tarenaya hassleriana, 1247 nucleotides. RefSeq names its product THO complex subunit 3. Gene Ontology annotation, molecular function: protein binding. The coding region runs from base 50 to 994 and encodes 314 amino acids. The transcript is spliced from 11 exons. Gene Ontology annotation, cellular component: THO complex part of transcription export complex. NCBI's taxonomy places the organism in Eukaryota, Viridiplantae, Streptophyta, Magnoliopsida, Brassicales, Cleomaceae. Gene Ontology annotation, biological process: mRNA export from nucleus. The record is from RefSeq and is a predicted model, not a curated record.
CUCUGAGCUGCAGCAAGAGCUGAAGUCGGAGGUAGAGGAAAGGGAAAACAUGGAGGAGAUGAUUCCGUUCAAGAGCCUCCAUAGCAGGGAAUAUCAAGGUCACAAGAAGAAGGUGCACUCGGUGGCUUGGAAUUGUACUGGGACAAAGCUUGCUUCGGGUUCCGUUGAUCAAACAGCUCGUAUCUGGCACAUCGAGGCCCACGGUCAUAGUAAGGUUAAGGACAUGGAGCUGAAGGGCCAUACUGAUAGUGUGGAUCAGUUAUGUUGGGACCCCAAACACUCGGAUCUUGUUGCUACCGCAUCUGGGGAUAAGAGUGUUCGUCUCUGGGAUGCUCGUAGUGGAAAAUGCACACAACAAGCAGAACUUAGUGGGGAGAAUAUCAACAUUACAUACAAAUCUGACGGGACACACAUAGCUGUUGGUAAUAGGGAUGACGAACUAACGAUUCUGGAUGUUCGUAAGUUUAAGCCUCUACACAGGCGCAAGUUCAAUUAUGAGGUAAAUGAGAUUUCUUGGAACAUUUCGGGAGACCUGUUUUUCUUGACUACUGGACUUGGUACGGUUGAGGUUCUGUCAUAUCCAUCUCUCCAUCGUCGUGAUACCCUCACUGCCCAUACAGCUGGGUGUUAUUGCAUCGCAAUUGAUCCCAAAGGAAGGUAUUUUGCUGUUGGGAGUGCGGAUUCUUUAGUUAGCCUCUGGGAUAUAUCGGACAUGCUUUGUUUGAGAACGUUCACCAAACUCGAGUGGCCUGUGAGAACAAUAAGCUUCAACUACACAGGAGAUUAUGUUGCUUCUGCCAGCGAGGAUUUAUUCAUCGAUAUUUCUAACGUGCAAACUGGGCGUACAGUACAUCAGAUUCCAUGCCGGGCUGCCAUGAACAGCGUUGAGUGGAAUCCUAAAUACAAUUUACUGGCAUAUGCAGGUGACGACAAAAAUCCCAAGUAUAAUGCCGAUGAAGGUGUUUUCCGAAUAUUUGGUUUUGAGAGCUCAUAGGAACAACAUGAUACGCAUUCUUGAUCUCUCAGCCUUCAAAUUACGAUAUCCGGCCUUUUAUCCAACCGAUGGCAGUCAUCAGGACCGUCUCCACGGCCUCCAGAUGAAUUUCAUCAACCUUUGUAGCAAUGGCUGGCGAGAAACUAUACUAUUGAAACUUUUUUCAGAGGAUCUUGGUUGGUUUAGGCUUUGUAUUUACCCUACUUUGAGAUACUGCAUUUUUUUGAUUAAACAUGACUUUGACCUUACACAA